AUGUUACAGCAAGGUCUUGCUGCUCUCCUGAUUUUGGUCUCUUCGGUAAAAUAUACCGUAACGUUUUAUUUCAUCUUAUUUUUAGAGUAGUUUGGCUCAAGACUUCUUUAAUACGGACUCUUGUGGUCAAUCUCUCGGUUGCUGGACAUUUCCAACUAACUGUAAACCAGAAGAAUGUCACGGAAUAGUCAGAUGGAGAGUGGAAGGGGACAAGAUUCACCUCGAUUUGCAGGUCUGAAUCUCAUCUUACCAUUAUUCGAGUUUAGGCCAAAGAUCUUGACAAUUCGGUAGAUGUUGGACGAUAUAUUUCUGUUGGAAUAAGUGAAGAUGCCAUCAUGGUCGGUUACGGAAUCCACAAAAAUAAUGGAAGCGGCAACAUUGUUAAAAGCAGAAUAUUUUCAGGACAAUGAUACUGUAAUUGAAUGUAUUUUCAAAGGCGGAAAGACGGUGGACACAUUUAUCUCUUAUAAUGAUCAUCAUGACAAUGUUCAACUGUAUGAUGUAAGAUUAUUGUUAGGAAAAACAAAGGAAAUCUGACAAAGUUAAUUUUGCAAUUUAGGCCUCAACCAACCUCCUUGAGUUAGUGUCGGGUGCCCGGCAUGAUGAACGCAUGAUGUGUCAGGUCAUCUUGGAUUACGGUAACUUGAGGAAAGUCCAGGAAGGAGAAAGAGAGACGGUUAAGGAUAUCAGGGAAGGAGAAUGGGUUCUUAUAUUCGCUCAGGGAGCUGCUGAUCUCAAGAGUAAGGAUUAAAACUUUUUUAAAGCUUUUGAUUGAAUCUCUUAAAUAGAAAUAUAUUGUAGCCGGCGAGAAGUACAUGCAUUCUUAUUACCCUUGGUCUACUCAGGAAUUGGUUCAGUUUUGCGCAGAUUGCGAUCGGAGUGUUACUGUUGUCGAAAGGACGUUUCCACAAAGGGCGCGACGAAUGAGGAAGUAA
Molecule: messenger RNA, 935 nt
Organism: Bursaphelenchus xylophilus (pine wood nematode)
Lineage: Eukaryota; Metazoa; Nematoda; Chromadorea; Rhabditida; Aphelenchoididae
Source: the annotation of a GenBank genome assembly